CACUCAUUAAACUUAACAAUUUUACAUAAUAACGAUUUUCACACUCAUUUUGAGCCAAUUAAUGUGCGGAGCUCUGAGUGCCAAAGCGGUGAACAGUGUUUCGGUGGUAUCGCCCGAACGGUUACCAAAGUAAACGAUAUUCUAGCGCAACAGCAACAGGAGGGGAAUGGAGAUAAGGUACUGUUCCUGAAUGGUGGCGACCACUUUCAGGGCACCAUUUGGUAUACGUUCAUGAAAUGGAAAGUUGUGGCAAAGUUUGUCAAACUCUUCAAACACACGGCUAUGGCUUUAGGCAAUCAUGAGUUUGACGACGGCGUCGACGGACUCUUGCCUUUCGUGCAAAACGUGUCGCGAGAGUUGCCUAUCGUUUGCGCGAAUAUCGAGACCUCCGGCGAACUCAAGGACCUAAUCAAGCGGUCAAUUGUGGUGGAAAGGGGCGGCAAAAAGAUAGCCAUCAUUGGCUACAUCACGCCCGAGACGGCAUUCCUGGCCCGACCCGGAAAUACUGUCAAAUUCUUGGAUGAAAUCGAGAGCAUUAAGAAAGAGAUCGCAAACUUGAGACAACAAUAUAAUCCCAAAGACUUAAACAUUUUUAUAGCUGUCGGCCAUUCAGGCUAUGAGAAGGACAAAGAAAUAGCUGCAAAGAUACCGGAGUUGGAUGUCAUGGUGGGCGGACACACCAACACAUUCCUAUACACAGGCAAAGCGCCGUCCAUUGAAGUGCCUGAAGGCGAAUACCCGGUUGUCUUUGAUCACGGAUCUGAUGGUAAGACACUUGUGGUGCAGGCGUUCGCUUACGGCAAAUAUCUGGGAAAACUUAAUGUCAUUUUCGAUGACAAUGGACUCAUUACUAGUUAUUCUGGAAAUCCUAUUCUUCUGGACGAUAGUGUCAAAGAAGAUCCCGAGGUGUUAUCUCUAGUGAAAGAGGAGUCCGCAAAAAUAGAUGAGUACUAUAAGACAGAGGUUGGGUUCAGUCACGUGGUGUUGGAUCAGAUGUAUUGCAGGGAACAGGAGUGCAAUUGUGGUAAUCUUAUGGCCGAUGCGUUUGUCACAUAUUUCCUGGAUGAGUCUCAAGUCCAUAAAAAUGCCUGGAAUACAGUUCCCAUAUCUAUUGUAAAUGGAGGUGCGGUCAGAAGUUCUAUAAGUAUGGGAAAUAUCACAAUGAAAAGUGUGGUGUCGACCUCACCAUUCGGUAAUCCCAUAGGAGUUCUUAAGACUAAGGGAUCUUCUCUAUGGAAAAUUCUUGAGCACUCGGUCUCUCAGUACAAAAUGGGAGGUUUCUUACAGGUGUCGGGCAUUAGGUAUAUAUUUGACUCGAAACAGAAACGCCUGUUAAGUGUAAGAGUCAGAUGCGGUGACUGUCCGACGCCUACCUACAAGGACCUGGAUCAAAUACCGAUCGUCAAACACGUGCCCGUAUUCCAGCCCAUCCAACAGCACCAGGAGUCCCAACAGAUGCCUGUCUACCAGAAAAUACCCGUUUUCCAGAAGACGUUCCCCGAAACGCAAAUGAAUAGCCCAGAGAUCUCAAUGUCCGCACAGACACCACAGCAGCCAAUGCCAGGACAGACACAACUCCAUGACCAGCAACAAGACAUGAACAGUGAUUACUAUCCCAACGAGAAUAUGCCCGAAGAGUCGGCGCCCGAAGGCCAACAGCAACAACAGUCCCAACAGGAGUCCAAAAUUGACUUAAUUUUAUCCAAACUCAGGAUUAAACCACUCAUUAAACCAUUAUUUAGAUAA
Oppiella nova is the source of this 1746-nucleotide messenger RNA. Lineage: Eukaryota; Metazoa; Arthropoda; Arachnida; Sarcoptiformes; Oppiidae. The record is from the annotation of a GenBank genome assembly.